AUGAGGCUCCGUGAAGGCGAUGGCAUAAAUACGAUCACCACUAUGCUAAAACAGGAGUACAACAUCAGCGACGUGGAGACCCGCCUAAAGCUAACUUUCCGUUGGCCAUCGUGGAUGCUUCUAGUUGAUGACGGGACGACUAGACCUCAGACCAUCAAGACGGACAAAGAUAUGGACCUCUUCCUGUCCAUGAAAGUCGAUGUCGCUGACCUCCUUCUGUUCGUAACCAGAAAGAACGACGCCGGAGUUGUAACGGAAUCACCUACGCUCUCCAACAGUGCGGACUCGGAUGAUGACUCUGGUGAUAGCAGGAGACCCGACCCCUGGAACGAGAGGCUUGAUGGUUUGAUGAGUAAAAAAAUCUACAACCUAGAGGUUGGCUCCGCCUCAACAGUUCCCACCUACGCGGACGAAGAGAACACUUUCUUUGGCAUAGACUUAUCGAUGGGGGUAUUUGGCAGGGACGCAGCUCUGGUUCUGGACAAUAACAUAGAUGGAGCUCGAGAGUUUCCAAUUGUCUACAUCAUUGAGUUUGUGCGUAAAACUCUCAUGACUUGGUUCGCACUACGUCGGGAGACUGCAAAACAGGAGGCUACUAUGCUGACACCAAAGGUAAGAGAAAUCUUACAAGAAAACUUUGAGAAAUCUGGGGGAUUCGCUGUGAGGAAGGUUAACACGGGGGAAUACGAUGUUGUCGGAGGGGCAAAGGGGGGAUACCAUGUCCAGCUAGCUAUGAGAUCAUGCACUUGCAUGGAAUUCAAUUUUCUCAAAAUCCCUUGUCCCCAUGCCGUUGCUGCUGCUAUCGUUGAUCAGGUUCCGAUGCAUUCUCUCGUUGAUGUACAUUAUACCUCAUGUUAUUGGGUGAUGGCUUACAAGGAUUCCAUCAAUCCCGUUCUGGCGCUCUCUAGUCUUCACGAACUCCCAAAGGAUAUUGCUUCAAUGAACUUGCUGCCACUUCACACGAAGCGCGCACCAGGGAGGCCAAAGAAAAAACGCUUCUUCUCACGCGGAGAGUUUCAGAAGAAAGGGAUGCGAGGACAGAAUGUUUUCUCAAGAUGCAAGGCUAAGGGGCACAACAGGGCCACUUGCCGCAUGCCCAUAUAGGGGCAUGUAGAUAAAAAACCAAGUCUACCUUGCACAUUUUGGCAUAGCUCGGCACUGCGGGGACUAAAGUACAAAUGAAGAACGCGUCUUUUGGGAUUAUCUGUUCGGAUUGUGGUCGAACGACUUUGGUGACUAAAAAAGGAUGUAACCGACUCUUGUUUUUUGAGGGUUCGCAACCCCAUUCGUACUUGUAAUAUAUUAUGACCUGCCCCUCUCUUAGCAAGGGAAACAA
Arabidopsis lyrata subsp. lyrata is the source of this 1336-nucleotide messenger RNA. RefSeq lists its product as uncharacterized. Lineage: Eukaryota; Viridiplantae; Streptophyta; Magnoliopsida; Brassicales; Brassicaceae. Bases 1 to 1104 code for a protein of 367 amino acids. The record is from RefSeq and is a predicted model, not a curated record. Gene Ontology annotation, molecular function: zinc ion binding. The transcript has 6 exons.